AUGUGGGGGCCUUUCAGGCAGCAGGCCGCUGCCUUCUGUCUCCUCCUAUCGCUGCUGGCCUCUGCAAGAGGUGCAGCCGCUGCAGCAGCCGCAGCAGCUGCUGCAGCAGCAGCUGCUGCAGGUGCAGCAAGUGCAGCUUCAUGGCCUCCCGCAAGGGUGGGGGGCCUCGCGAGCGAACCCCUGACUUUGUCUAGCCGCUUGCAGACAAUUGUUCAGCACACGCAUGACGCGCAGCAGCAGCAGCAGCAGCAGCUGCAGCAGCUGCAGCAGCUGCAGCAGCUGCAGCAGCAACAACAACAACGGGACGGUCUGAGGGGCAGCGGAGUUGCCUACCCGACCUUCUUGCAUGUUGAUCAACAGGAAGGACCUGCUGAUGCUGCUGCUGCUGGGGGAGGAGCAGCAGCACAAGGGCCAGAAGCAGCGACCCCCGCAGCUCCAGUGCAGACAGCAGACAGUGCAGCAGCACCAGCUCCCGCUGCUGCUGCUGCACCGCCGCCCCCUGCUGCACCUUCUGCUGCUGGAAACGGAGCAUCAGAUCCUUCAACAGCAGCAGCAGCAGCAGCACCCGCAGCAGAAUCUGCAGCAGCAGGACAAGGGCCGUUGCAAGCAGCACCAGCACCAGCUCAAGCACAAGCCGGUGCCCCACCGCCUCCACCACCAGCCCAAGCGUCACCAGCUGCAGAAGCGCCUGCAGCAACAGCAGCAGCACAGGAACCAGCAGCAGCAGCAGCAGCAGCAGCACCACCCCCACCACCCCCACCGCCACAAUCAACGCCGACAGAGUCAGCAGCAGCUCCGUCAGAGGCAGCUGCAGCAGCACCAGAAGCAGCAGCGGAAACAGCAGCACCAGCAGCAGCAGCACCACCACCAACACCACCACCAGCAGGAGAAGGAACUGCCCCCACCGAUGCAGCUAACCCUAACCAGCCUGCUGUCUUAACUGCAACAGAUGUGAAGAUGCCGCAGGUGCAGCCGGAAGCAGCUCCUGCAGAAGCAGCAACUCCUGCUGCUGCUGCUGCAGCACCUGCAGCACCGGGAGCAGCACAAACAAGAGAUGCUGCACCUUCGCAAGCACUUACACCACCCGCAGCAGCCCCACUAGCAGAAGGAAUUCCUACAGGCGUUUCUCCCGAGGUCGAUGAUGCAGCAGCAGCAGAAGCUGCAGCAGCAGAAGCUGCAGCAGCAGCUGCAGCAACAGGAGCAACAACUACGGAGAAGACAGACUCUGACGUGUGUCUUGAUGACUGCUCGUGCUGGCCCGUUUGGUCUCUGAGUAUUUUGGUGUUUUGUUUUUACGCUGUUAUUACAUUCAUCGCUUUCUAUAUGACGGCUGCUCUCUACUCCCAGGCAAGCUAA
Molecule: messenger RNA, 1356 nt
Organism: Eimeria mitis
Lineage: Eukaryota; Apicomplexa; Conoidasida; Eucoccidiorida; Eimeriidae
Exons: 2
Coding region: 1-1356 (451 amino acids)
Source: RefSeq, a predicted model, not a curated record